AUGGCUGCCGAAAACGCCCACCGAGGACCUCAGUGUUUGUCGGGGGAUCUGGAAGCUCGAGAUCGAGACGCUCCACCGGCUCCUCUUGAAAAAGAGAUCACCAUCGGCGACGGCAUUUCACGUCAAAGCAGCAGACCCAUUGCAGAAACCCUUUCUCUGCCGCACGAGAUCCUCUUCGUGGGAAUCAUAUGCACCGCACAGAUGACCACACAAGUCGGCUUGGGCCAAACACUCAUCAUCAUCCAUGACAUAGGACGGAGCUUCAACCUCACCAACCCAAGCGAAUUAACAUGGCUGAUUGCCGGAUACAGCCUGACGGUUGGGACGUUCAUUCUCGUCAGCGGAAGAUUGGGAGACAUGUUUGGGUACAAACGAAUGCUGAUUGUUGGGUAUAUCUGGUUCUCGAUCUGGUCAAUGAUCGCUGGGCUGGCGGUCUAUUCGAAUCAUGUACUAUUCAUUUUUGCUCGGGUCUUCCAAGGAAUCGGCCCUGCCAUCCUCCUCCCGAAUGGGGUGGCUCUCCUGGGUGCAAGUUAUGCGAAUGGGAGUCCAAGGAAGGACAUGGCUUUUGCGCUCUUUGGUGCCUGUGCUCCCGGUGGCUCGAUCAUCGGCUGUGCCAUUGCAGGGGUCUUCGCUCUGACGUGGUGGCCCUGGACAUUCUUCUCCUUCGCCAUUGCCCUUGCCAUCCUUGCAGUAGUCUCCUAUUUUGUCAUUCCGAGCCCGCCGCAAAGAACCGAGUUUGCCAAUUACUCCCUCCGGAACAAGCUCGAGCUCCUUGAUCUGCCUGGUGCCGCAGUGGGCAUCACGGCUUUGGUCCUGUUCAAUUUCGCAUGGAAUCAGGCACCAACGGUGGGUUGGCAGAAAGCAUACGUCUACGUGACGAUGCUCAUCGGAAUCCUGCUGGUGCCUUUGUUCUUCUACAUUGAGCUCCGGGUCGCCAAAGCCCCGCUUGUUCCUUUCGACGCACUGACGGUGGAUGUUGGAUUUGUGCUUUCUUGCAUUGUCUGUGGCUGGGCUUCAUUUGGGAUAUGGUUUUUCUACCUGGUCAAUUUCCUAGAGAUCUUGCGAGGCGCCUCACCUUUGCUUACCGUCGCAUAUAUGAGCCCCGUGGCCGUUUCCGGCGCUUGUGCCUCUGUCGUCACGGGGAUCCUCUUGUCCAAACUUCGGCCCGCCAUGGUCAUGACGAUCGCGCUCACCUGGUUCACGGUCGGGCACAUCCUGGUCGCCACCACGCCUGUCCACCAAACGUACUGGGCGGAGACUUUUGUCGGGCUGGUCGUCAUCCCCUGGGGGAUGGACAUGUCAUUCCCUGCAGCAACGAUCAUUCUCUCAAACGCGGUGCGGAAGGAACACCAAGGUAUCGCCGCCAGCCUCGUCACCACAAUCGUCAACUACAGCAUAUCGCUGGGACUGGGCUUCGCAGGGACUGUGGAAGUGCAUGUCAACCGCGGUGGACGCACGCCACACGACACUUUGCUGGGAUACCGCGGGGCAUGGUACCUUGGAAUUGGUUUCGCUGGGCUUGGAUUGUGUAUAAGCAUUGUGUUUCUGCUAAGAGACUACUUGAAGGUCAAAGGGAGGAAGAGCGGUUGA
Messenger RNA from Cladophialophora immunda, 1590 nucleotides. RefSeq lists its product as uncharacterized. The coding region runs from base 1 to 1590 and encodes 529 amino acids. The transcript is spliced from 3 exons. The record is from RefSeq and is a predicted model, not a curated record. Gene Ontology annotation, cellular component: membrane. Gene Ontology annotation, biological process: transmembrane transport. NCBI's taxonomy places the organism in Eukaryota, Fungi, Ascomycota, Eurotiomycetes, Chaetothyriales, Herpotrichiellaceae. Gene Ontology annotation, molecular function: transmembrane transporter activity.